Molecule: messenger RNA, 2844 nt
Organism: Cylicocyclus nassatus
Lineage: Eukaryota; Metazoa; Nematoda; Chromadorea; Rhabditida; Strongylidae
Source: the annotation of a GenBank genome assembly
AUGAAAACGGAACACCAAUUGUAUUGUUUUCAGCCUGAUGGACUCAGCAGCACAGCUGCGACUGCUGCUAUGGAAAAAUUUUCUACAGCAAAUUCGCUCACCAUGGUUCACGUUUAUGGAAUUUUUCGUCCCACUGCUUCUUAUAGCUAUCAGUUUCGGCUUGAUGAUAGGGUGGAAUGUCCGUUUCUCAACGUUACAGUAGCAGACGGAGGAGUUUACCUAGAGAUCAAGCUGAUCUAUGCACCACUAACCGAUAUAACAACAAAUAUCAUGACGCUGGUACAGAAACGCAAUACGAUAUUCAUACGAAAUCUUUUCGAACUCCCAGGUUUGGUAAGUUUAGACCCAAAUGGAAUCGAUUCUCCCUCUAGUAUACUAUUACCAAAAUUUUUUCGAUCAAAGAUGAGUAUUAAAGGUUUCAAGACAGAGGAGGAGAUGGUGAACUAUGCGAAAGACUCCUUUUCAGAUCAGUGCUCGAACCCACUUCUAGCCGGCAUAACUUUUGGAGAUUCGAUAGCAGAGCGGUUAUCCAGCGAUGCAGAUCUUCAGUACACAAUUAGGCUCUCAAACACAAAUCGAGGAAGUAAAGGACCUAUGGGCAUAGAGAGCUAUCAGCCUUGGAACACAAAAUUCGUCUUUGCUAUCCAGGUCGACAGCGGUCCCAUAAACUCCGAAGAAACUGACGGUGGUUAUCCGGGCUAUUGGAAAGAAGGCUUCAUGACUGUGCAGAAAUCAAUCAAUAAUGCAAUUUACGAGAUAUUGACUGGAGAACAUAUUCCGCGUCUCAAUUUGAACUUUUUGAUUGGGCGGUUCCCCUAUCCUGCCUAUCAGUCGCAAAUUAUCGAAGUUGGAUCGUUUUUCCUACCAGUUAUCGUAAUCUUCUCCUAUAUGACUAGCGUCGUAUAUGUUGUGAGGAGUGUAGUCUGUGAGAAGGAAAGCCGAGUAAAGGAAUACAUGCGAGUAAUGGGUUUGAGCCAAUGGAUCUAUUGGGUUGGUCACUUUAUCAUGAACUACGUAAAGCUGUUAGUAUCAGUUAUCGUGUUGACAAUAUUGCUACAUUUCGUUACUGUCAAAUCAGAUGGCAGCAUUAUGUUCGUAUUUUUCUUACUCUAUGCAUUCAAUGCCCUUUAUUUUGCUUUUGCAAUCUCAACUUUCAUGCAAUCAGGAACCGCGGCCACAUUGAUGGCCGUUAUUGGUUGGAUGUUGCUUUAUUUUUGGCAUGCAAUGUUCAGUAUCUUUGAUAUGGAAGCACCGUACCCGCUCCGCGUCCGAUUGGUCAACUGCCUCAAUCCUGACAUCGCUAUGGCAUACGGUAUCCAGUUUCUAUCACAGUACGAAACACAAGCUGAUGGUCUUCACUGGGGCCGGCUCUUCACCCCGCCCACUCCGGAUCAGCGGCUUACCAUUGGUCAUUGCUUUGUGAUGCUGUUAGUAGAUGGUAUACUGUUGAUGUUAAUAACUUGGUAUGUAGAAGCAGUCUAUCCAGGAGGUGAAGGAGUGCCGCAAAAGCCAUGGUUCUUUUUACAGAAAUCCUACUGGUUCCCAUCCAGUCAAGCAAAAAGAAGCGAGGAUUCGGAAAAGUCGAUGGCGGAUGGAAAUGAGCGCAGUUUUGCGAAAAUUGAGCCGGAACCAAAUCUACGAGCAACCAUAAACGUCGUGAAUCUAUCGAAAACCUAUGGAACAUCAUUUUUCAAGAAGUUGAUUGACUGUCAGUUUGGCAAAUUAGGAGAGAAAAAAGCCGUUGACCGUUUGAAUUUGAAAAUGUAUUAUGGCCAAAUAACCGCUUUACUGGGACAUAAUGGAGCUGGGAAAAGUACAACGUUCAGCAUGCUGACAGGUGUGACUUCACCAUCAUCAGGCACAGCUUACAUUGAUGACUACGACAUUCGGACGAGUUUACCACAAGGCCGAUAUUAUCACGAAAAAGAAGCUGUAGAUAUUUUGACUCGGCUAAAAAUCGAAUUCAAAAUGCACGCAAGAGCGGGAACACUUUCUGGGGGGCAGAAGAGGAAACUUUCCUUAGCCAUAGCUUUGAUAGGAGGUUCUGAGAUAGUGAUGCUGGACGAACCAACUUCGGGUAUGGACCCGGGUGCUCGUCACGAAACCUGGACACUCUUGCAAGCCGAGAAGAGCCGUAGAACUAUUCUUUUGGCAACACAUUUCAUGGAAGAAGCUGAUUUGCUAGGAGACAGAAUAGCCAUUCUAGCUCAUGGGCAGCUGCAGUGCUGUGGUUCUGGAAUGUACCUAAAAGCGCAAUACGGUGACGGUUAUCAUCUAACAGUAGUCUAUGAAAACCUCUCAACUCUUCCCGAAAAGCAAGUGAACCAAACGAUGUACUUGCUACAACAGCAUGUGAGCGAUGUUCUACUUCAAUCUUUUGUUGGCCAGGAAGCUCAUUUCCUUAUCUCUGCCAAAUGCAGAUCACAAUUUUCAAAAAUGUUCGCAAACUUGGAGGCAAAACAAGCGUAUCUUGGCAUUUCGUCAUUUGGAAUGUCUGUAACAACAAUGGAAGAAGUGUUUUUGAAGGUCGGCAACAUUGCGCAAGAACGUUUCAAUCAAGAAAAUGCAGACGAAACAACAGAAGUCAAGGAAGCAGAUGAGAACGAUCCAAUGCUCAAAGUUAUAGAAUUAAAGGUCGACGAACAUCUAGAGGGUCUAUCGUACUAUUGGCAGCAUUUCGAAGCGAUGUUCAUCAAGCGGAUCAUAUACCUUUAUCGGAAAUGGAUAAUGUUCAUAAUGAACCUCAGCUUCCCGGCAAGAAAUCUAAUCAGUGACGUCAUUUAUUUUUGUAUCGAUCUAAUCGAUUUCAGAUAUUGUACAUGGCACUCAUGGUAUGGACCAUAA